ACAUCUCUUGAAAAUAUUGCAUUAUUUUUAAAACGAUUCGCCAAACUUUCUACUGAAAUGUGUUCUUCUAUAUAUCCGACAAUUAGUAUAGCAUAUCUUAUAUAUAAUUAUCUUAUGGAUCAUUGUGAAAAAAGAAUAAAUGAUCAAGCCUGUGAUAAAAUAUCAGACGCAGCAAAAGCAGCAUGGGAAAAGCUUCAAGAAUAUUAUAAUAAAACUUCAGAAUCUUAUUAUUAUAUUUCCACGAUUCUUGAUCCCCGUUGGAAGAUUAAAUAUUUUCAAACUUGGGCUAAUGAUAAUUAUGAUCAAGUUUAUUAUAAAGAUGCGAAAAAUUUGUAA
This is a messenger RNA of Dentiscutata heterogama, 336 nucleotides long. The record is from the annotation of a GenBank genome assembly. Lineage: Eukaryota; Fungi; Glomeromycota; Glomeromycetes; Diversisporales; Gigasporaceae.